Thlaspi arvense is the source of this 1222-nucleotide messenger RNA. Lineage: Eukaryota; Viridiplantae; Streptophyta; Magnoliopsida; Brassicales; Brassicaceae. The record is from the annotation of a GenBank genome assembly.
CAAAAAGUUUCAGAACAACGAACAGGAAGAAGAAGACUUUGUGCGGAAGGACAGAGAAAUAGCCUCUACGUGAAGCUUUGAUCCUUUGAGAAUGGCAGAGGAAACAAAAAAGGCGUCUUCUUCAACAUCACAGCAAUCAUACGAUCACAAGCAAUCCGAUAAAACCGGCCUUAAACCUCAGGGUCAAGGUUCUUCUGAGUUUCGAGCUCACUCGCACGGUGAUUUUCCGAUGAACCCAGUCUAUUAUCCGGAUCUUGUUUCGAGCUCACUCGCAGUACGAGGAAGAACAGAUGAUGAAUCGUGGAGCUGCUCUGAGCCAAGCAAUGAGGCGGAGACUAGUAGGGGAGAAGGCCAAGGACAAGACGGACAACAACAACCUGCUCAUCAAAGGCGGGUCGUUGAAUGGAGAUUUGAGAUUGCGUUUCAGCUCGACUUCUUGUUGAUACUCAAGCUCGCUGCCGUAGUCUUUUUGUUCAGCCAAGAUGGAUCAAGACAAAGGCUUGCUGUUCUUGUGUUUUUCGCGACAAUACUGAAGCUCUUCGGCCACUUGUUCCAUGGCUUUCAAGAGUCCUGCAUAGAGCAGCAGCACCACCUCGUCCCUGGUAUGCAUAAUCAAGACUCUUCUACGCUUUGUCGUGUCCUCUCUUUCUCUUCCACUUCUGCAUCUCUUCACUCACUCGCCGACGCACUCAACGUCUUCCAGGUUUUCAAGAAAUACGUCGAGAUAGGACGAGUGGCUCUCGUCAACUUCGGAAAGGACUAUGGGAAGCUCGUCGACCAAAACAGGGCUCUUGUGGACGCCCUUGACAUGGAGAGGAUCCAGAUGAACUUGAAGAAGCUGUCCCUUACCGAUAUCAACAGAGUGCCUGAGAAGAAGACUCUGAUUGAGGCAAUGAAGAAAGCUGAGGGCUGGUUUGGUGAGGCAGGAGGAACUUGCAAAGCUCAAGAAAGAGUGCACCGCUUAAUGUUUUUUAUUUAAAAAAUGGUCAUAGGAUUGAUGAUUUUGGUAUCUUUGUUACAGGCUUGAUGAAUUUUGCUAGUUAGGAAAAGACAUUUAUGACCCUCUUUCGAAUUUGAUAUUAUAUGUGCGUUAUCAAUAUGUUUUAAGACAUUUUUUCAAGACUAGCUAACAAACAAUUAUUAUUAAAAGGUUUAUAUCAUAUAUUAAAAGAAAAGACAUUAUAUUUCUUUUGGCUUUGAUUAAUAAAUAACUGUAACUACA